AUGUCCAAACUCCUGUGGCUUGCUCUUCCGGGGCUCCUCCUCACGGAGGCUCGUUCCGUCCCUCGCUACGCAUCAAAGGUUUCGCGUGGCACUGCCAAUUUGACCAGCUACGACUUUGUGAUUGCUGGUGGUGGAAUUGCUGGUCUCGUGCUUGCGGAUCGCUUGACCGAGGACCCUUCUGUCACCGUCCUUGUCAUCGAAGCAGGACCCUUGGACCAGAAUCAGGAUGAUCUUUAUAUCCCUGGUGCAUGGAGUCCCUUUCCCUAUGUUUGGUUUGCCACAACGGAGCCUCUGAAGGGUCUGAACAAUCGCGUUGAGUCAGUAGUCUGCGGAAAAAUUGCUGGCGGAGGCAGCACCAUUAACGCUAUGAAUUUCAUGAGGGGCGUUGCAGCUGAUUAUGACGGUUGGGCUGCCCUUGGUAACCCGGACUGGGGAUGGGAUGGAAUACUUCCUUAUUUUGUGAAGAGCGAAAACUUUACUGCUCCUGACUCCGAGUUUGCCAAGACAGCCAAUAUCUCGUGGGACACCUCUGUGCGCGGAUACGAGGGCCCAGUCCAGUACACAUAUGCAAACUACUACUACCCUGAUGCAUCAAACUGGUGGGAUGCAACCCUGUCCAUUGGCCUCGAACCUGCCCUGGACCCAUUAAGGGGAACAAAUACUGGCAUCUUCUGGCUCCCGUCGGUCCGCAACGAGACAACACAGAGGCGAUGUGAUGCACGGACCGCACACUACGACAGGGUCAUAGACUCUCGGCCUAACUACCAUGUCCUCAUGGAAACCACAGUUUCCAGAGUCAUCUUCGACGGAACACACGCAACUGGAGUUGAGUACCUCCCCUCGGACGGCGGUGAUGUGUCAACCGUCUCGGCCUCGAAGGAGGUGAUCGUGGCGUCCGGCGCUCUGCACACACCGGGUGUCCUCCAGCGCUCUGGAAUUGGCGCCAAAGCAGUACUCAGCUCCCUUGGUAUUGAAGUGAUCUCGGAUCUGCCGGGCGUCGGGUCCAACUUCCAGGACCAGACUACCGUUCAUGUGCCUCUCAACUUGACCAAGAACCUCAGCCCUAAUGCCAACUCCAUCAACAUUGACGCCGUCUACAACGCUACGGAGUGGGCAGCUUACCAGGCACACCUCCCCAGCGCCUACACACUUGCGCACAAUCUAAGCACCACCUUCACUGGCGUCUCUCUCCAGGACCUCAUUUCGUCAUCCGUCGAUAACAACACCAUCAUCACAGACGCCGCCACCUACAACGCAGCGGACUCACUCCCCGCUGACGUUGACGCCACGGUGCUGGCGGGCUACAAGGCGCAGCGGGAGGUGCUCCUCAAGGAGAUCAAGAACUCGAGUCUGUCCGUAGGGUUUUUGUACUUCGACACCUUCUCAUCGGCCGAGGCGUACCUCAUGAAGCCGUUCAGCCGCGGAAACGUGCACAUCAAUUCGACAGAUCCGCUGGCCCAGCCCGUCAUUGACUACGGCACCGCCACGGACCCCGCCGACAUCGCUCUCAAUGCCGCCCUGCUGGGCAAGCUGCGCGAGGUUGUUGCUGCCCCCGCCAUGCAAGCCCUUGGCCCCAUCGCUGAGGCUCCUUUCGGCGACGAUGUUGUGACCGAAGAGCAGAUUGUUGCUGCCUUGAGAGAGAACCUUAUCAUCUCGAACGCGCAUCAGUGCUGUACCGCCCCCAUGAUGCCGUUGGAGCUCGGAGGUGUCGUGGGGCCCGACAAGAAGGUCUACGGCGUCACCGGCCUACGUGUCGGCGACAUUAGCACAUUCCCGACCGCAGUCUCGGGAGGCCCCACAGGAACCGUAUAUGGUGCCGCGGAGAAGCUUGCCGAUAUCAUCAAGAAGGAGUGGUCCACCAAAGGCUACUACUCUUGA
Diaporthe amygdali is the source of this 1878-nucleotide messenger RNA. RefSeq names its product GMC oxidoreductase. Lineage: Eukaryota; Fungi; Ascomycota; Sordariomycetes; Diaporthales; Diaporthaceae. The transcript is spliced from 8 exons. Bases 1 to 1878 code for a protein of 625 amino acids. The record is from RefSeq and is a predicted model, not a curated record. Gene Ontology annotation, biological process: secondary metabolite biosynthetic process. Gene Ontology annotation, molecular function: oxidoreductase activity, acting on CH-OH group of donors; flavin adenine dinucleotide binding.